Acipenser ruthenus (sterlet) is the source of this 4927-nucleotide messenger RNA. Its product is annotated as retinoic acid receptor alpha-A. The record is from RefSeq and is a predicted model, not a curated record. The transcript has 9 exons. Gene Ontology annotation, biological process: cellular response to corticotropin-releasing hormone stimulus; retinoic acid receptor signaling pathway; regulation of transcription by RNA polymerase II. Gene Ontology annotation, cellular component: nucleus; transcription regulator complex. Gene Ontology annotation, molecular function: nuclear receptor activity; nuclear glucocorticoid receptor binding; RNA polymerase II cis-regulatory region sequence-specific DNA binding. Bases 1233 to 2687 code for a protein of 484 amino acids. Lineage: Eukaryota; Metazoa; Chordata; Actinopteri; Acipenseriformes; Acipenseridae.
CGCAGGCGAGGGUAUUUUAAAUGGCUAAAAUGGUGUGUUUUAUAAAAGAAAAGCCUUCGAUUUCGCAUGUAAACGUUAUCACCGCCCCCUACACCUCUCUACCGCUGUGGGUUGGCGGCGGAGCGAGUGGUGAGAGAGAGAGAGAGAGAGAAAAAGAGAAAGGGGAGGGGGGGUUUAAACUACAGCUGCUGCAGUUCGUCACAAACUGCAGAGCGGCGUUGGCACAGAGAUUAUAGUGAGCGGCGGAGGCGAAGUACCGCUUCAGAAACAGCAGCUACUGCAGACAACAACACGGACACGUCGCACACCAUCAGCAACCAACGGGAUUUUUGGAAGAAAGUUGCAGCGUUAUUUGAUUAUAUUAUUACUUGUGCUGCGGAUUAAAUGCAACACCGUCGCCCGAGGAGAAUUGGGUUACUGACACUGCACUGUGACAGUACAUUACAACACAAGGCAAUUCGGUCGUAUUGGAGCUGAAGACGCUCCAGUCAAUUGAUUAUUAUUAUUAUUGUUAUUAUUAUUAUAAAUAUUAUGUUAUGCUUGUGAGUGUGUUGUGUUUUUUUUUUUUAAGAGAACAACUUCGUGCAACCUUCUCACAGUUGCCCUUUUCGAGUUGCAAGUUUUCGCAGUUGCAUUUAUCGUGGAUUUACAUUUUUACAGCCUAUAAGAAGUCGAGGAAGAAGGUGGAAGAUCUAGAUAUUUGUCGCCGGAAACAUAAAGGAUUUUAUUGUCUUAACGUGGGGGGUUUAUUUUUUGAAACACAGACACGUCUCAAUCAAGCUUCGGAGUUGUGAAAUCUUGUAAUCCAGCGAGCCUUAACAGGGGUCUUGAAGUGACACAUGCGCAAGAAUUUAUUUUUGAUAAAUAUUUCUCUCGUUUGGUGAUGAACUUCUCCGGCUGCUGUCGGACAAUGAUGUGGUGGAAUUUACUGGGUUAAAAUUUACCCCUGUGCCGAUACCACCGUCAGCUACCUGUCUCUGAAAAAAAAAAAAAAAAGCUUAUUUUUAUACUUUUAUAAAAGACCAUAGAAGCAUCGGCCAGAACACUACCUCGUAAACUAGAGAAUGAUUGACUACUACUAGCUAACUUUGCUGGGUCUUUGUAAAAAAAAAAAAAAACAAAAAAAAAACUCUCUAACUUCCGUCACUGACGAACUUUAUUUUACCUUUUUGAGGAUUUUCUUGGUAUUUUUUGUUGUUGUUAAUUAAAACAAAACAAAAAAACAAACAAACAUGUACGAGAGCGUGGAUGUGGUGGGAUUGAACCACGCCGCUAACCCGUUUUUAAUGAUGGAUUAUUAUAACCAGAACCGUGGAUGUUUGCUUCAGGAAAAGGGUUUGGUGUCUGGCGCGCACCACCCGUACAGUACGGCUAUCCGGACGCAGCACUGGAACGGAUCAAACCACUCGAUCGAGACACAGAGCACCAGCUCGGAGGAGAUCGUGCCGAGCCCCCCCUCUCCGCCCCCGCCCCCCCGGAUCUACAAGCCCUGCUUCGUGUGCCAGGACAAGUCCUCGGGAUACCACUACGGGGUCAGCGCCUGUGAGGGCUGCAAGGGUUUUUUCCGGAGGAGCAUUCAGAAGAACAUGGUGUACACCUGCCAUCGAGAGAAGAACUGCGUCAUCAACAAGGUGACCCGCAACCGCUGCCAGUACUGCCGGCUGCAGAAGUGCCUGGAAGUCGGGAUGUCCAAAGAGUCCCGAUGCAGCACUAAGGCCAGGAAGAGUCCAGACCCCCCCCCCUCACUGGAAGACAGACGGGGGAUUUCGGAGGGGGCUGCCAUUGCGGUGAGGAAUGACCGCAACAAGAAGAAGAAGGAGGAGAAGAAGCAGGAGUGCACAGAGAGCUACACGCUGAGCCCCGAGACCGAGAUCAUGAUCGAGAAGGUUCGCAAGGCCCACCAAGAGACCUUCCCCUCCCUCUCCAACCUGGGCAAAUACACUACAAAUAACAGCGCAGACGAGCGCGUGUCCCUCGAUGUUGACCUGUGGGAUAAGUUCAGUGAGCUUUCCACCAAGUGCAUCAUCAAAACCGUCGAAUUUGCCAAACAACUGCCGGGCUUCACCACACUAACCAUCGCCGACCAAAUCACCCUUCUCAAAGCAGCCUGCCUCGACAUCCUGAUCUUGCGGAUCUGCACGCGCUACACCCCCGAUCAGGACACCAUGACGUUCUCGGACGGCCUGACGCUGAACCGCACGCAGAUGCACAACGCCGGCUUCGGCCCGCUCACUGACCUCGUCUUCGCCUUCGCCAACCAGCUGCUGCCGCUUGAGAUGGACGACGCGGAGACAGGGCUGCUCAGCGCCAUCUGCCUGCUGUGUGGAGACCGGCAGGACCUGGAACAGUCUGACAAGGUGGAUAUCCUGCAGGAGCCGCUGCUGGAGGCGCUGAAGAUCUACGUGAGGAAGAGGCGACCGCACAAGCCACACAUGUUCCCCAAGAUGCUGAUGAAGAUCACAGACCUGCGCAGCAUCAGUGCCAAGGGUGCGGAGCGUGUGAUCACUCUGAAGAUGGAGAUCCCAGGUUCGAUGCCUCCGCUCAUUCAGGAGAUGCUGGAGAACUCGGAGGGGGUCGACCCGCUGGGGAACCCCCAGACCAGAGGAAAAGGGGCCCCGUCAGGCAGCUGCAGUCCCAGUCUGUCCCCCAGCUCAGCCCAAAGCAGCCCCUCCACACACUCCCCCUAGCACCCCCACCUCCGAGACCAGCGACCCCUCACACCUCACCCACGCACCCCCUCCUCACCGACACCACCCCCGUCACGGACUGCCACAAACACAGGGGUGCACUGACUGACCCACAGACUCACUCGCACAGGACAGCAGGACAUUGGGCUGAGCUGGGGGAGGGGGGGGGUGAGUGUGACCUAGGCAAUACCACAAGGUUUGAAAACACAAGUCCUACCAAGAGAAAAAGGAGAAAGAAGAACAGUUUUUUCUUUUUUUCUUUUUUUUUUUUUUAAAUAUACACUGCUGGAUUUCUACCUGUAUCAGAUUAGGAAAUUCUGGAUUCAAUUGUUCUUUUGCGGGGCAUGCAGAAAGACGCACAGACACACAGAUAGACAGACAGACACAGAGGGACAAUCGGAAACUGCUUCUUACAAUGUUUGUUUUUCUCUCUCUUGCUCUCUCUCUCUCUUCCUCCUGUGGGAUUUUACAACAGGAAGAAACAGGAAGCAGAGACGCCCUGUUUGAUUUGAUUGAUUUCUUCUUUUACGAAAUGGUCUUUUUUUUUUUUUUACAAAAAAGAUUACGUGGGGGAAUAUAUAUAUAUAUAUAUAUAUAUAUAUAUACAAAUAAAUAAUGAAAGUUAAGUAGAGACAAGAUUGGAAUUGUUAAAAUGGAAAAUCAUUUUUAUUUUAUUUGGUUCAGGAUUAGGAUGCAGUUAUUUUUUGGUUGGUUUGUUUUGUUUUUUCUCCACUGAUUUCAUAAUCGUUUCAUGAACUGUGAUAUUAACUGAUGUGUCCGAGAAGGACAAGGACAUCUCGAUCACCAGCUGUUCAAUAAACGAUCUGGAAAACAAAGAAGAAGAAAGCAGUUUGUUUGAAGCGAGUUCUACACUGUUCUUUAAAUCACUUUGUGAAUGUCUUCGCGUGUUACUGACUGCUGUCACGAGCCACUGAGACGCAGUCAACACAGUCUUCAUAGGGUAGGAACUGGCGUCCUCUCUGCGCUGAUGUAUAGAAGCUGUUUUCAUUUCUUUCAAGUUUAGUCUUCAUUUUGAUUUUGAUAAUGCCUUUUCUUUCUAAAUCACGUGAAGCACGUUUUUACUGAAGGAAGGAACUGUACUGUGUGACCCACUUAGACAAAGGGACUGGCCUAGAGCUGUCACCGGGGGGCGCCCCACACCUGUUCACGAGCAGUGGUAAAAUGCUUUUUCACUUCGCACGCUCUUGGUGAAAUUGGCGGAGGGGGGGGGCGGGGCAUAGAGAUUCCAAACUGCUGGAUUGCCACAGAGAGAGGAAUAGGACCUCACUAGGCUCAAACAGGAAGGACACAAUCAGACAAGUUUCACAAUUAUUUUUUGUGUGUUUUUUCAAACCCCCAGAAAAAAUGAAAUAUUUGGGGCUCCCGAGUGGCGCAUCCAGUAAAGGCGCUCCUCGUGGAGUGCAGGAUGCGCCCUGUAGCCUGGAGAGCGCAGGUUCGAGUCAGGCUGUGUCAUUUGCCGACCAUGACCAGGAGUUCCCAGGGGGCCGCUGCAGAAUUGGCCGAGCUCCGUCCGGGUCGGCAGGUAAUCCAGAUCUGUGUUGUCCUCCCGCACUACAGGUCUGAUCGCUUCGCUGUGGACCUGCAGUGUGAAAAAAGACGGCUUGGCAGGGCACGUUUCGUUUUCGCGUGUCUGUCGGCGCAGGGGUGGAAUUCCAAAUUGGGAACAAAAUAUAGUAAAAAAAAAAAAAAAAACAGAACAUUGGCGACUACUAAAUUAAAAUAAAUAAAUGAAAUGUUUCCCCCCGUUUAAUUACUAACCUCACGAAUUGAGCGUAGUCGCUUGGUUUUAUACAGACAGCAGAACGUCAUGGUUUAAUAAGUGUCCUGAGGUUGCAUGUUCAUACUGAACCAGUGACCCCAGAGUGACCCCAGCGCGACCCUGCUGGAGCUCCCUGGAACCUUGUGAUGUCACAGACUCCCCAGCUUUCCUUGGGAAAACAACAAAUGUUUCUUUUUUUUUUUCUAAAGAGAAAAAUUAAAGGCAUAAAUAAAAUGAUAGAUUUAAAAGAAUCAAAAGUUGUUAAUAUGUACAGACUGUUAAAUAAUUUUACCAUUGGGUGUCUUUUAUGUGAAACUAUAUCGGGGCACACUUUAUUUUUUGUUUUAAUUUUUUUUUUUUUUUUUUUAAGCAUCUGUUUCAAUUUUGUCAGAUUAUUGGGCAACUAAAAACAAAAAAAAAUAAAACAAAAAAAAUAAAUAAAUCAACCAACAUUUAAUAA